This is a messenger RNA of Helobdella robusta, 2350 nucleotides long. RefSeq lists its product as hypothetical. Gene Ontology annotation, biological process: lipid homeostasis. The transcript is spliced from 10 exons. Gene Ontology annotation, cellular component: endoplasmic reticulum; membrane. The record is from RefSeq and is a predicted model, not a curated record. Lineage: Eukaryota; Metazoa; Annelida; Clitellata; Rhynchobdellida; Glossiphoniidae. Bases 468 to 1544 code for a protein of 358 amino acids.
AUUUUUUUUUAGUUUUAAAUUUCUCAGUUUGGUUUCGUAAAAUAUUUUGUUCACUUGUGCUUCGAAUUAUUAAGCCGCUUUUAAUUUGUCAACUCUUUUCACGACUUUAAUUUCAAUGUUAGAGUAAGUUUUAGCAAUAAUUGUAGAUGGUCGUUUUGUGGCGUGACGGCCUAACUAGUGCCAGUGGUUAAGUUUUUGCCUUCCUUACUUGACCUGGGUGGUCUGUUGUUGUUGUUAAACAUUGACUGGCUUCGAUUCGAUUAUAUGACAAAAAGAUGCCCCACUAUCACAUACUUCUUGAGUGAUGCGUCCCUUAGCACGUUGUUGAACCUAGGAAAAGUGUAAUGUAAUAGAAUAGUAUAGUUAUACUUUAACUUUAUUAAAUUAAACCUUUGUAUUUGUCAGUGACUAUUACCGUCAUACUCUUGUCUGGUAACAAAAAAUAAAAGAAAAAAAGGUUGCAGGAAAUGGCAUUCAGUUACUACUGCCUUUCACUGGCUACGUGUGUCUCCUUCCUUGGUUUUUAUAAAUACAUCAGCCCACUUAUAUCUUCUUUGUACUUCCCACAGUAUCUUAACUUGCCCAAGCCAAAACAAGUUGAAUGGUGCAGCAGGAUCAAUUCUUCACUGCAUGCAUUCCUGGUUAGUAUGUUCUGCCUGUACUGUUUGAUAUACGAGGAUGAGAUAAGUAGGAAUCCAAUUUGGGGUGAGUCGCAUAUGGUCAGAGUGUCGUGUGCGAUUGUUGUUGGUUACAUGAUUUCAGAUGGCAUCGUCAUCCUCCUACACUACAAGGACAUAGGGGAGAUAUUCUUCUUGUUUCAUCAUGUCGCUUCCAUCUAUGCUUUCUGCUUUGCCAUGACAUUUGGAGCACUACUCUGGUUUGCAAAUGUCAGAUUAAUAGCUGAGUUUUCGACGCCAUUUGUCAACAAGAGAUGGUUCCUGGACACAUUGAGGUACAAGAAAUCAUCAGCGGCAUUUCUAAUGAAUGGGUUCUCUAUGACUGUCAUGUUCUUCUCUGUGAGAGUCAUCAGCAUUCCUUUCUACUGGGUCAAGGUGUACAGCACAUACGGUUCUGAGCAGAGCCACCAGUUGGGAAAUAUUUGGUACGUCCUGAUAUCAUCUUGCAUUAUCCUCGACACCAUCAACCUCUACUGGUUCCACAAAAUCUUGCAGGGAACGUUGAAGUUGUUCCGGGUCGGGGGGCCCAACAACGACCAGCACGCUCAGCACGGUGGCUCUCAUGGCAACGAGGGGGUGGUGACAAAAUGGCGGCAAAUGUGCGGCGUCGUGAAUGGUCACGUGCGGUCGUAUUCGUGGUCUCCUACGAGUUUCCAUAUGGACAAGUUGAUGAUGAUGAUGUCACCGUCCGAUGCCAGUUCAGGCGUGCAUAAUCGGGGCAGAGUAAUUAAUAAUAAUGCUAAUAACAACAACAAUGAAAGUAAUAGUAAUGAUAAUGAUCCUAGAUGUUUUUAUAAUUAUAAAGCUAGCGGGACGAAGAACACAAGACCUUCAAUCCCAGCCUGGCCUAUACAAAGGACUCUGUGAUGACGAUUAUGAUUAUGAUGAUGAUUAUUGUGAUAAUGAUUAUGACGGUAAUCAUGAUGAUGAUGAUGAAGUUUUUCUCUAGUCAAUGCAAGUCUGUCCGAUCGAUCAUAUCUAUAUGUUAUUUGGUGGUUGGAGCCCAAAUAUGUAAUUGUUUUUUCCCUAGGAUUUAGAAACAUGACAGUCCAUCUCAUUCUACUUUUUUAAAAAUUUGAAGUUUGAAGAUCUUUAGUGGUCUGUACGCUCUAAUUCGAAAGUUGUUGCAAUUCUGUUAAGUAUAAUAUAGGCAUGAUAGGAAAAAUUGUGUUGCUUUCUCAAUUUAUAGAACAGUUAAAACAGAAAGUCACUGUAAAAUUAAAAAGUUGGCCUAUAAAAGAAAAGUUAGUCGCCAUAAUUGAAUCAUCAUAAUUUGUGAAAUGUCGAUGAAGAUCAUUUAAUAUCUGAUGGCAUUUUUGAUCACCAUCAUGAUCACCGUCGUCAUAACAUAAACAUAACAUAAAGAUUUGUAUAUGGGUCAAAGAAGGUUGAGUCUGCGACUGGACCAUUACGUUGAUUAUGAUGACCUGAAGUUUAUUUCAAGUUAUCUUCUUGAAGCAACAUAAAAGGUGUACUACAUUACACGAGGCCCUACUCCAAAUCAAUAUAUUUCAAUUUCUGAACUCCUUCGUUCAUUAGUAAGCCAUACUAGCCUGAUAAAGAAAUUAUAAUCGGUAACAUGGAAUCAUGAUAAUGUUACAACAAUCAUAACGUUAUUGGUUUCUAGGUAUUUAAAUUCAUAUGUUAUGUUUAAAAUAAAAUGUUGAAACUUU